Molecule: messenger RNA, 588 nt
Organism: Penicillium maclennaniae
Lineage: Eukaryota; Fungi; Ascomycota; Eurotiomycetes; Eurotiales; Aspergillaceae
Product: DASH complex subunit DAM1
Exons: 5
Coding region: 1-588 (195 amino acids)
Biological process (GO): mitotic sister chromatid biorientation
Cellular component (GO): mitotic spindle; DASH complex; mitotic spindle pole body
Source: RefSeq, a predicted model, not a curated record
AUGGAUGGCGCGCGAUCCUCCUCGCGACCUAGGCCCUCAUCUCGCCCACGACGCCUCUACGACCUAGCUCGCGUUCGUCGCUCCGGAGAAGCCCACGGAUACGGCCAUAGCAUCAGUAAUGCAGGAUACAAUCAACCCGCGAUCAAUGCGCUGGAACCACAGUUCGCAGAGCUGGCAGACUCAAUGGCCGAUCUUGAGGCCAACUUUAUGCAUUUGCAGCUGAUGCACGAGAGCUUGACGCGGUUUAGCGAGAAUUUUGCUAGUUUCCUCUACGGCUUGAAUAUGAACGCGUUCUGCGUCGAUUUCCCGGAGGCCCCGAUCGCAGACUCGUUCAGGAGAGCUAAGCAGGCAGAGGCACAGAAAGAGGCAGAAAAUGAACCACCCAGACCAGACGAUGGCGAGAUGACCUUCCUGACCACGGAUACCUCUUUCGUCGAACACCCUCCCAGCACCGUUUCGUCCAAACCGACAUCGAAAUACUCAGCACCCACUCGAGGCACUACUCGGGGCACGACGCGAGGCUCGACAACAGUUCGCUCUGAAGGCGACGGAUCGGGGCCAGUUACUCUCCAGCAGGGCUACGCCUAG